AUGCUACCACCGGGUCUACUAACUAUUACGGAAGUUUGGGAUGCUAAUUUGGAAUCGGCGAUCGAAGACAUGAGAAACGCCUUGGAAAUCACUUCGUUCAUUGCUUUUGAUGUGGAGUUCCCAGGAGCUCUCUUAAAGAAAAGGCAAUUUUUAUUCAAUCAUCCCCAAGAAGCUGAAUGGGACUACAUAAAUAAUACUUUGAAACACACGCAGCCAAUACAAUUCGGCUUUGCUUUUUAUGGAUUGGAUAAUGAAGGCCAGACUCAACACAUCAACACAUGGCAGGUCAAUUUCAGAUUUGACGAACAAAAAGACGUCUCAAAUCCAGAGAGCAUUAAAUUUUUGAAGGAGCAUGGAUUUGAUUUUAAUAAGUUUCUGGAACACGGAGUACAAAUUAGCGAUUUUCAACAAUUAUUUGUAAAUGCUGGCAUUCUAGGAUCGCCGAAAAUAACUUGGGUAUUUUUUCACGGCAAUUUCGACAUUGCCUAUUUGCUCAAGGUAUGCACGAAUCAAUGGUUCAACGAUGUAGAUUCGUAUUUAGAUACUAUUUCGAAGUGCCUUCCGUUUAGUAUUGACGUCAAGGUACUAAUAGAGAGAUAUGUCAUAGUUGAAUCAAGAGGAUUACAAAAGUUGGCCACCGAGUUAAACGUACAAAUUUGUAAAAUGAAAAAUGCAGCACAUCAUGCCGGAUUUGAUGCGCAAGUCACAUUUUCAUGUUACGAGAAUAUUUGUCACCGGGCAUACUUGCCUCCCGAAGUCUUUGGGCAAUUUUUGUAUUUAAACAUUUAUUAG
This is a messenger RNA of Trichogramma pretiosum, 792 nucleotides long. Its product is annotated as poly(A) ribonuclease pop2-like. The transcript has a single exon. Gene Ontology annotation, cellular component: CCR4-NOT complex; CCR4-NOT core complex; P-body. The coding region runs from base 1 to 792 and encodes 263 amino acids. NCBI's taxonomy places the organism in Eukaryota, Metazoa, Arthropoda, Insecta, Hymenoptera, Trichogrammatidae. The record is from RefSeq and is a predicted model, not a curated record. Gene Ontology annotation, molecular function: nucleic acid binding; poly(A)-specific ribonuclease activity.